Colossoma macropomum (tambaqui) is the source of this 4276-nucleotide messenger RNA. It is a transcript of the gene pip4k2ab, whose product is annotated as phosphatidylinositol-5-phosphate 4-kinase, type II, alpha b. Gene Ontology annotation, molecular function: phosphatidylinositol kinase activity. The coding region runs from base 728 to 2065 and encodes 445 amino acids. Gene Ontology annotation, biological process: phosphatidylinositol metabolic process. The transcript is spliced from 11 exons. The record is from RefSeq and is a predicted model, not a curated record. Lineage: Eukaryota; Metazoa; Chordata; Actinopteri; Characiformes; Serrasalmidae.
CUGGGCUGCGGUGGGGUUAAGAGGGGGGCUGGUGCACUGCGCCUUCAUCCAGCUGCUGCAUCCCGAGCGCAGGGGGGAUGGCGGAGCUGCCAGCUCUUCCCUUCACCAUACCGACUCGCCCGCUUUCGGAGUUAACAGAGAGACCGCCGGAGCCUCGUUGGUUCUCUUAAGCGAGCGCGAGACGGACCGUUAGGAAAUUCAAAUCGCGUCUCCCAGCAACAGCCUAACGGCUAACGGUUUUUUCCUCAGCCCCUGCAUUCAGACGGGAACGCUGGGUGAUGAGAGGAUUUUACACCGAGAGCUGAGAAAGGCGCUUUGUGCUCACUUGUAAAAUUACACACAUUUUAGACAUGAAGGGUCGCUUCUGUGUUUUUCCGAGGCUGCUAUAACUGUUACUUAGCCGCCGUUAGCUCACUGGAAGCACUCGGGUUCGCUCGUAUCGUUUAGCUCACCGUUAACCUUCAAGCUAACGUCAAUGACAGCUAGCUAGGUUAGCGCCGUCGCACGGCUCAAGAUUUUCGUCGAUAUUUGUCACCGUUUAAGCAUUUUUAGAGGGAUGAAAGAAGGAAUACGAAAGAAGAAGGGGACGAACGACUCGUUGACAUCAACCCGCCGGACGCGUGUGAUUCCCGGCUGCUUCAGGUGUGGAGCCGCCGCCAGUUAAGUGAACGUUAGUGAUCAGGGAUCUCCCUCAUUUCUCGCCCCGUUUUCUCCGCCAGCCCCACUCAUGAACAUGGCUUCUGCAGCCAGCAGCCUCGCCUCGGCCAUCGCCAGCAAAACAAAAACGAAGAAAAAGCAUUUCGUGUCGCAGAAGGUGAAGCUGUUUCGGGCCAGCGAUCCUCUGCUCAGCGUCUUAAUGUGGGGAGUGAACCACUCGAUAAAUGAACUCAGUCACAUUCAGAUCCCUGUUAUGCUGAUGCCUGAUGACUUCAAAGCAAACUCCAAGAUAAAAGUGGACAAUCACCUCUUCAACAAAGAGAACAUGCCAAGCCAUUUCAAAUUUAAGGAGUACUGUCCUCUUGUCUUCCGGAAUCUAAGGGAGAGGUUUGCCAUUGAUGAUCAGGAAUAUCAGAACUCUUUGACGCGGAGCGCGCCAAUCCCCAGCGAUGCCCAGGGCCGAAGUGGCGCUCGCUUUCACACCUCUUACAACAAGAAAUACGUCAUAAAGAUCAUCACCAGCGAAGAUGUGGCUGAGAUGCACAACAUCCUGAAGAAGUACCACCAGUAUAUAGUGGAGUGCCAUGGCAACACACUGCUUCCACAGUUUCUGGGCAUGUACCGCCUAACUGUGGACGGAGAUGAGACUUAUAUGAUUGUCACGCGCAAUGUCUUCAGUCACCGCCUGCCUGUCCACAAGAAGUACGACCUGAAGGGAUCCACAGUGGCCAGGGAAGCUAGUGACAAAGAAAAGCAGCCACGCCCACCUGACGAUGGGGCUCCACCCAAAUCUCGUAUGAGCCAAAAGCUACAAACCAUCCGGAUCGCCACGCGCUUUUACUGCGCCAUCAGACACACUAAGGAGCUCCCAACUUACAAAGACAAUGAUUUCAUCAAUGACGGCCAGAAGAUCUACGCAGAUGAGGAGAGCAAGAAAGUGUUCCUGGAGAAACUGAAGAAUGAUGUGGAGUUUCUAGCCCAGUUGAAGCUGAUGGACUACAGCCUGCUGGUGGGGCUCCAUGAUGUGGAGCGGGGGGAGCAGGAGCAGCCAGAGGAGGAAAGUGAGGAUAAUGAUGCCGGAGAGGAAGAGGGGACAGAGAGUGACGGAGGGGUGACAGGGACCCCACCUGAUAGUCCCAGCAAUACACUUGACAGCAACAAACCUCUAGGCCCCGGGGAGUUCGACCCCAACGUUGAUGUCUAUGCCAUCCGGAGCCAUGAGAAUGCACCCAAAAAGGAGGUCUACUUCAUGGCAAUCAUAGACAUCCUCACACCUUAUGAUGCUAAGAAGAAAGCAGCUCAUGCAGCUAAGACGGUGAAGCAUGGGGCCGGAGCAGAGAUUUCAACAGUUAAUCCGGAGCAAUACUCCAAGAGAUUUUACGACUUCAUCACCACCAUUUUGUCCUAACUGCUGCCUGAUGUCUCAGGAUAGGGUUUAGUAGAUAUUUUGAGGUGAAAGCAGAACAUGGAAGCCUCCACCACUACAGAGAGGUUUCUUAUGGGAUCCUGGGAGUUUUACUGGGAUCUGUUUGUUUACAUUUAAUUUUCCUGUGUUUUGUUUGGCUUUUCCUAAAAAAUAAAUACAUAAAUAAAUACAUCGGUUUAUGGUACCAAGCGGUGGAUGGACAAAUAUCAUGUACUUGUGCGUUAUACUGUGCUGUACCUCUGUAUUAGAUAUCGUUGAGUGGGAUGUUGAGUGCUGUUAUUGUGCGUUUAUCUGGAAUCCUCAGAGCUGCUUUUUUAUUCUUAUUAUGUUUUAGUUUACAGCGAGAAAACGUCAUCAUAAGUGGGCGAAUACCUGGGCCCAGGACUGAGAAGGAUUUUCAGUGGGGGAUUGAAAUCUUGAAACCCAUCCAUCAUAUCCAUAGAUUAAUACAACUGCAGUUCAAAUGAUAAGUUCAAGACCACAUAUCUGGUCAUUGUGGAUUAUUUUGUGUAAAUGUUUUAUUAAGCACUUGGGAAUAGAACUAGAGAGAAAGGAGACUUUUCCAGUCCAUUUAGACUGCUGAAUGAACAAUUGUGCUCCAGUUAAUUUCAUAUUUGGACUUAGAUUUUGUGCCAUCUGCACAGUUCAUUGUAGGGGAGUUGAACUCCAACAGAGCAGAAAACCUAAAGAUGUUUGCACAUGAUCUAAUGCACCAAAAUAUUUAUGCAAAUUAUACCAAUUUUAUCACAGACUCGCAGGGAGUCAUGCAAUAGUAGUGAGAUGGUGUGUUAAAUCACACAUUAGAGUAUAGUAGACAACAGGAGAAUUAGAAAUAUUAGCAUUGUCACUUUUUUAUUCUCGAAGAACGAGUAAAGCAUUCUUGUUGUGUAAUAAGCUGAUAAUUAGAGAACGUUUUAUGGGAAAGUAUGCAUAUAUUUUUACAUCCCUUUCUUUGGAACAGUGCAUUUGCGAGUUUAAAUUGGACUGUGCUUCCAGUGGGAACAAUGUUGGGUUUUUUUUUAGGAGUUUUUGCUGCUGUAGAGCGUUUUGGUGAAACUGUAAGAACUGAGAAAAUCUCUUGGUCUUGCUCUCGUUGUUUCUCUCAAACUUGGUGUGGUCUGAGUGACCUCGAGUAUUAUAUAAUCACAUAGAAAUAGUUACACUGUAUGUUUUUUUCUUGAAGAAUAUCAUUCACAAAGUAAGAAACCUGAAACAUUUGACUGUACGUGUUAACAUCAAUAUCUACACUGUGCGAGGGUGUGCCUUUUUUACUCGGAACUAUUUAAUUUUGUAUUUGAAUCUUUUUUUUAAAUAAAACGUUAUUUUCUAAAAAGGGAGAGGCGAAUGGGACGAAUCCCGAGGUGGUUGUACGGUUCCUGUGAUCUGUAAAUAUCUUCGUGUAUAAUCUAUUUGUGAUCUUAUGACUGAAUGUUGCUGUACUAAAGGUACAACCGUUUGCCAACUUCAGAGCUAAUCCAGCAAAUCUGUCUCAAUGUUUGACCGAUGUUGAAGUGCAAUGUUCUGUUUCUCUGCUUUUGAAAGAGACAUCUGACGUGUCACAGUGAAGUGCUGGUUAUAUCAAAUCCUUUUGGAAAUUUAUUGAGACAUUUAUUCUGUAUUACUGUAUCAGAAUCUGCUUUAUCAGCUACCAACUAAAAGAGACUGUAAGCCAUGUUAACCGCUUUUUGAAAAAGGCAGAUUUUUUUUUAAGCCUGAAAGCGACACAGCGCUACGGAAGACCUCAUGGACUUUUACUCCUGUAACGUUGCCUCACGGUUUGUGAUGAAUUUGAUAUCCGUCCAUUACAUUUGAACCUCGCUGAGGCAAAAGACAUUUUCUUCCAUGAGUUUUCAAAUGUAUAAAAACCUUCUUUCCUGAAAAUGCUCAGUUCUACUUUGUCUCAACCUGUUUGAUGUUACAAGCUCAACACUGAAAGGGAGAAAACUUCCAGGUUGUGUUGUGUGAACCUGAUACCUGCAGAAGCAUUUUAUAGAGGGGAAACAAAGACGGAACCCUUUAAGAGAAUCCUGUCAAAGACGCCUAACAAGGUCUGAACAGCUGUCAGUCUAUUCGUCAUUGUUGUUAUUCAUGUCAUGAAUGCGUACGGUUUUCUCAUGUGUAUGUGCGGUAUUCAUUUUUUGAGGCACUGUUCCAUCAGCAUCGCUCAAUAAAAGGAUGCUUUGCUCACACUGA